Molecule: messenger RNA, 722 nt
Organism: Asparagus officinalis (garden asparagus)
Lineage: Eukaryota; Viridiplantae; Streptophyta; Magnoliopsida; Asparagales; Asparagaceae
Product: LOB domain-containing protein 30-like
Exons: 4
Coding region: 1-591 (196 amino acids)
Biological process (GO): positive regulation of DNA-templated transcription; hormone-mediated signaling pathway
Cellular component (GO): nucleus
Source: RefSeq, a predicted model, not a curated record
AUGGUGAAGGGCCUGCAACGUCUCUUCGCGUCACCAUGGCGUGCAGAGGGUAUCUGCAUUACUGCUGAGGCAAAGUCAGCUGGAAAGCAUCAUUAUGGAAUUGCGGUACAUAGAGAAAAGCCAAGGCAUUCAGCUGAUGAUUCUGAUGGAAGAAGCAGGAUUUUGAAGGGGAUAUGCUACGAGGCGCAGGCGAGGCUGUCGGAUCCGGUGUACGGUUGUGUGUCGACCAUUCUAUCGCUUCAGCAACAGGUUGCAUCGCUGCAAGCUGAGCUAUCCGUGGUGCAAUCCCACCUAAUAAACAGCAGGCUGGCUGCAGCAGCCUCCAGCAGUCUCCACGGAUCGCGGCAGCAGAUGCAGCAGCACAACACAGUUCUCCAGCCAGCGUACUCAAACACAUCCUCGGUAUCCAACAACAAUGCGAUCGACCUCAGCAGCUUUCCUCCUCCUGGCUUGGAUCUCCCUCAUGCUUCUAUGCCUUCUCGAGGAACAUUUGAUGCGUUGCAGCUCUCAUCGCGACCGCCGCAGGAUGAGGAUGAGGAGGAGAGUAGGAACACCGUUGCUUUUAUCGAUGGGGUCUUUCGUCAGAAGUAACUUCUUGUUGGCUUAGUUUAGUAUAGUGCAGUAAUCGGGAGUUUUGACAUCCUUGGUACGGAGCCUUAUAUUGUAGCUUUUGAUCAGAAUAAUAUUGACAUAUUUAGAGAAGACAAAAUAGAAGGAAAUUA